AUGCACGUUCCUGGUGACUUUUAUCGUUUGGAUCUGCUGAGGCUAGCUUGUGUGCUGUACGAGGACAGGCACAAGGAAGGCUGUGAAGCGGCAGAAAGAGUGAAGAUAAAAAGCUUGCAGCAGUGGACCCUCUGCAAAGAUGAGGCGGUGCCAAGGUCACUAUAUCAAAACUUUACUUUCAUCAACUCAGAAGGUGUGGCAGGUAACUAUGACGUUCCAUCUGAUGAAGACUCCAGUGGAGUGUUCUCUGCUAAUUUUGACAGGGGACGAGUUGAGGACAGUCUAAAUGGGGUGUCAAAUAAAACAGGGGAGGGAGAGAACCUGGACACCGUGGUUUGUAUGCAGUGUGAUUCUGAUGAUUCGUACAAUGACAGCUUCACCAUUGUGCACAUGAAGGCCAAAGAGGAGCAGCCUGCUGAUGGGGUGGGGGAAAGCCUGUCUUCUGAUUCGAUAGGAAGGAGCAGGGAUGAGAAUGGGGAUCAAGACAAGAUCAAACUAAAUUCCAAGCAACUUAAACAACAGGAGCCUACAAAAAAGGCAGAGACGGUCACAGCUGAAGUAAUCGAGAAAAAGAAAGUGGAAGACAACACCGGCAAGGACGCAGAGAACAGGCCCAACAAGUGCAUGCGGUGUGGCCGAGCGUUUAAAAAGUCCAGCAACCUGCUGAGCCACAUCGAAACUCACAGCGGGCUGAAGCCAUACUCAUGCGAGCUCUGCGGGAAGGCGUACUCACACCAGGGCACGCUGCAGCAGCACAAGAGGCUGCACACAGGGGAGCGGCCGUACAAGUGCCUGUACUGCGACAAGACGUAUAUCUGGUCCUCGGACUUCCGCAAGCACAUCCGCACUCACACGGGGGAGAAGCUGUAUGUGUGCGCGGCCUGUGCGAAGACGUUCGUGCGCUCCUCGGACCUGCGAAAGCACGAGCGCAACAUGCACAACAACAACAAGCCCUACCCGUGCCAGGAGUGUGGCAAGACCUUCAACAAGCCGCUGUCUCUGCUCCGGCACCAGCGCACCCACCUGGGGGAGAAGCCCUUCCACUGCCCCGACAGCGGGAAGGAGUUUGCAGUGGCCAGCAGGAUGGUGGAGCACCAGAGGACCCACACUGGGGAGCGGCCCUUUAUCUGCCCCAUUUGCAGCAAGUCCUUCACCAAGUCUUCCAACCUCUUCGAGCACCAGAACCUCCACUCGGGGCAGCGCCCUUUCAAAUGCUCGGAGUGCAGGAUGUCCUUUGCCCAGUCAUCCCGGCUCAUCCACCACCAGCGCAUCCACACCGGGGAGCGGCCCUUCGUCUGCCCAGAGUGUGGCCAGGCCUUUGCCCGCUCCUCCACCCUCAAGCGCCACCAGCAGGUCCACUCGGACAAGAAGGCCUUUCUCUGCAUGCAGUGUGGCAAAGCCUUCCGCCACGCCUCCCAGCUGACUCAGCACACCCGCAUCCACACCGGGAAGAGACCGUACCAGUGCCCCCAGUGUGGGAAAGCCUUCACACAGUCAACCCACCUCAUCCGCCACCAGAACAAACACAGCCUGGAGAGUGUUGGAGGAGACGGACUCUCUUUAUAA
Molecule: messenger RNA, 1566 nt
Organism: Polyodon spathula (Mississippi paddlefish)
Lineage: Eukaryota; Metazoa; Chordata; Actinopteri; Acipenseriformes; Polyodontidae
Gene: znf648
Product: zinc finger protein 648
Exons: 2
Coding region: 1-1566 (521 amino acids)
Biological process (GO): regulation of transcription by RNA polymerase II
Molecular function (GO): DNA-binding transcription factor activity; RNA polymerase II cis-regulatory region sequence-specific DNA binding
Source: RefSeq, a predicted model, not a curated record